Messenger RNA from Andrographis paniculata, 1920 nucleotides. RefSeq names its product omega-3 fatty acid desaturase, chloroplastic-like. The coding region runs from base 275 to 1681 and encodes 468 amino acids. Lineage: Eukaryota; Viridiplantae; Streptophyta; Magnoliopsida; Lamiales; Acanthaceae. Gene Ontology annotation, molecular function: oxidoreductase activity, acting on paired donors, with oxidation of a pair of donors resulting in the reduction of molecular oxygen to two molecules of water. The record is from RefSeq and is a predicted model, not a curated record. Gene Ontology annotation, biological process: lipid metabolic process. The transcript has 9 exons.
CCCUCGCUGUAUAUAUAUAGAGAGAGAGAAGGAGCGAAGCAGGCAGGGAGGCAGUCGUGGAUGCGGGGAGGGCCACGAGAAUCCCACAACUUGCAAGUUUUCUCCAUCUUCAAAUUGAGGAGAGAAUUCAUCCUUACUACUAGUAGUGGUGCUUCUUCUGUUGGCAGCACCUUUAAUGAAAGCUUGCUGAACCAUUGUUGUUGUUGUUGGUGGUGGGUUCUGAUACUGAUACAGAUACAGAUACAGAUCUCCAUCUCCAUCUCCUCCGUCCGCAAUGGCGGCGAGUCUGGUUUUCUCUGAAUGUGGCCUCAGACCCCUCCCCAAACUCCUCUACCCGAAGCCCCGACCCUCCUCCUCCUCCUCCGAUUUGGGGCUGAAUCUGAGGGCCGUAAAGCAGCACCCCCCAUUGUGGUUCCCAUUCCCAAAUAGCAGCCGAGUGAGAAGAUGGGCUGUGGGGGUGAGUACUCCAAUCAGAGUUCACCCAAUCGAAGAAGAAGAAGAUAAUGAGAAUGAGAGCAGUAACAGCAGCCUCCAUGGAAGGAGAGGAGGGUUCAUUAAUGGCGAGGGCCAGGGCCAGGAAUUCUUCGACCCUGGGGCGCCCCCUCCCUUCAAACUGGCGGACAUCAAGGAAGCCAUCCCGAAGCACUGCUGGGUGAAGGACCCUUGGAGGUCGAUGAGCUAUGUGGUGAGGGACGUGGCUGUGGUCUUCGGAUUGGCCGCCGCCGCCGCCUACUUCAACCAUUGGGUUGUGUGGCCUCUCUAUUGGUUCGCUCAGAGCACCAUGUUUUGGGCUCUCUUUGUCCUUGGCCAUGAUUGCGGACAUGGCAGCUUCUCAAAUAGCCAUAAAUUGAACAGUGUUGUCGGCCAUCUCCUCCAUUCGUCAAUCCUCGUCCCUUACCACGGCUGGAGAAUCAGCCACAGGACACACCAUCAGCACCAUGGACAUGUUGAGAAUGAUGAAUCUUGGCACCCUCUUCCAGAGAAAGUUUAUAAUAGUCUGGACAACAUAACGAAGAAGCUGAGGUUCACAUUGCCUUUCCCACUGCUGGCAUAUCCCAUCUACCUUUGGGGGAGAAGUCCUGGGAAGACUGGCUCCCAUUUCCAUCCGGACAGCGAUCUCUUCGUCGCCAAUGAGAGAAAGGAUGUAAUGACCUCAACAAUAUGUUGGACUGCGAUGGUUGGAGUGCUCGCCGGACUGUGUUUCCUAAUGGGACCGAUGCAAUUGCUCAAACUUUAUGGGAUACCUUAUUUAGGAUUUGUUGCAUGGCUUGAUUUAGUCACCUACUUGCAUCACCAUGGCCACGACGAAAAGCUUCCAUGGUACCGUGGGAAGGAAUGGAGUUAUCUAAGAGGGGGUUUGACGACACUAGACCGGGACUAUGGGUGGAUAAACAACAUCCACCACGACAUAGGGACGCACGUGGUACAUCACCUCUUCCCGCAAAUCCCACACUAUCAUUUGAUCGAAGCAACGGAGGCAGCAAAACCGGUGCUGGGAAAGUACUACCGAGAGCCGGAGAAGUCAGGGCCCCUUCCACUUCACUUGCUGGAGAUCCUUCAAAAAAGCAUGAAGAAGGAUCACUAUGUGAGCGACACCGGCGACAUUGUCUAUUAUCAAACCGAUCCCCAAGUAGCUGCUGCUGCUGCUGCUGCUGCUGCUGCCAAGGAAUCCUCUUCCUAACAGCAGGAAUCGAAUCGAACUUGAUUUAUUAUUAUUAUUAUUGAUGCAUCGAGCCUUGAUCAUGCCGUGUGAGUGUGAGUGUGAGCUCGAUCUUAACUUUGAAUUACUUUUAUCAAUUUUUUUUUAGGAGAGUAUAAUAGAGAGGUAUUUUUGGAUUACAAAAAUGAUGUGCAGAUUAAAUGUAAGCAAGAUUUUUGUUAUCCCAAUUAAAAGAAAUACUAAUAUACAUUAUUGUUGUA